Lontra canadensis (Northern American river otter) is the source of this 1982-nucleotide messenger RNA. It is a transcript of the gene TRAPPC6B, whose product is annotated as trafficking protein particle complex 6B. Bases 294 to 770 code for a protein of 158 amino acids. NCBI's taxonomy places the organism in Eukaryota, Metazoa, Chordata, Mammalia, Carnivora, Mustelidae. Gene Ontology annotation, biological process: regulation of GTPase activity; endoplasmic reticulum to Golgi vesicle-mediated transport. The record is from RefSeq and is a predicted model, not a curated record. The transcript is spliced from 6 exons. Gene Ontology annotation, cellular component: TRAPP complex; cis-Golgi network; trans-Golgi network.
CCAGGGGCCGGAAAGGGUCUCGGCUGGCUCUGUUUGUUUCCGGGUGCUGUCAGAUUGUGUUGUUGGGCCUGAGGGCUUAGUGGCCCUGGAGUGGGCUCGUCCCGGUACUGGACUCACGCUUGUACCAGGCUUGGGGACGCGGAGCGAGUUUUUCGGUCUCCUAGCAACCAGGAACUGGCUGUGGACUGAAGGAGUCGCGGAGCCGGCGUCCAAAUCGCUCAGGCGCUAGCCGGAACCUUUGAGCCCGACCCAAACCAGAGCCGAAACCCCGCGUUUGGAAGACUAAGCAGGAAAUGGCGGACGAGGCGUUGUUUUUGCUUCUCCAUAACGAGAUGGUGUCUGGAGUGUACAAGUCCGCGGAGCAGGGGGAGGUGGAAAAUGGACGCUGUAUUACUAAGCUGGAAAACAUGGGGUUUCGAGUGGGACAAGGAUUGAUAGAAAGGUUUACAAAAGAUACUGCAAGGUUCAAGGAUGAGUUAGAUAUCAUGAAGUUCAUUUGUAAAGAUUUUUGGACGACAGUAUUCAAGAAACAAAUCGACAAUCUAAGGACAAAUCAUCAGGGCAUCUAUGUACUUCAGGACAACAAAUUUCGUCUGCUUACUCAGAUGUCUGCAGGAAAGCAGUAUUUAGAACAUGCAUCUAAGUAUUUAGCAUUUACAUGUGGCUUAAUCAGAGGUGGCUUAUCGAACUUGGGGAUAAAAAGUAUUGUCACGGCUGAAGUGUCUUCAAUGCCAGCCUGUAAAUUUCAGGUAAUGAUACAGAAGCUAUAAAACGUACUGAAAUGCAAGGCAAGGCUUCAACAGUGUAAAGAGAUAAAUUAUUCCUGUAUAAAAUACUUCAAGUAGCAACAAUUUAAUUAUAUUAUUGGACAUUUGAUUUGAUAUAAGCUAUUUGCUAACUUAUGUAAUGAAAGAUGCACUCUUAAGCAGGAGUAAUGUUGUAUUUUAUUAAUUUAACACAGACCUUGUUAAAGCAGAUAAGGAGACAUUCUACCAUAACACAGAUUUUACUGAAACUAUUCAGAAUGAAAACUGAUUUCAAAUAACUACAUCCCAAUGUGUAGCACCCUUAUUUUAAACAUUCUUAUUUGCUUAUAGUGGUGUGUAUUUAACCAUAGAUAGAGAAGCAAAACUCAGGGUUUGAUAAAUCAGCAUUAAGAAAAGUAUGCAUCAAUCAGAAUCAUUUCUGUAAGAGUGAACAAAUUUUGGUUUUGCUUUAUGAAUUUGUUUUAGUUAUUUAAGAAAAGCAAACACACUAAAUUAAACAAUUUUUAUUUUAUUAUAAUUUAUUUCUAUUAAGAAUUUUUAUGCCUAUGAGGAUUUUAUCAUAUACAUCGUGUAUUAUGUGUUUGUGGUAUAUAUAUAUAUCCUAUGUAAUCACCUAUAUUGCUUAAAAAGUUCAUUUUACUUUAACAGAAUUUUGUCCUUAAUUUUACUUUAAUAGAAUUUGGUCCUUGAGAGCUCCAUUAAUGUAAUAAAAGUGAAAUAUAGAUUAGUUUAAGUGUGAAGUCAGUGACUCCAGGGCCAAAGAAUAUUACAUAUUUAAGGAAGGAAUUUUAUACUUACUCCUGUUACAGUCUUGACUUUCAGUUUCUCUCCCCAUGUGUGGAAGGGCUGGUGAAGGUUCUAAAUCCUUAUCUUUAUUCCCUAAUUACUAUUUUGCAAGAGCAGAGAGGUGGAUAAUUGGAUUAGGCACACCAACCUGAGCAGAGGGGUGGUGGAUAACUGGAUUACGCACACCAACUUUCACUGGACACUAUCUUCUCAGUGGGUUGGGGUCAGUGCUCACCUUGUACUCCUGUCAUCUCUUCCAUCUGAUAACCAAGAGGACAAGCAUAAAGAUGAAAACCAUCAGAUUGAGGAUAAUGGGGUGCAGAGAUAGAAAGCACCUUAAUUGUGCUUCUGAAUUCCCAAUCCUGGAACUGCUUUUCCUUUGAACUUUCUGUUACAUGAAAUAAUAAAUUCCUUAACUUGUUCUGUCUA